AUUAUUGGUCUAAGUGAUGGGUUGACAGUUCCUUUCGGGCUCACGGCCGGAUUGUCUUCUUUGGGGUCUUCGAAAUUAGUCGUGGUCGCAGGCCUUGCUGAGCUCAUUUCAGGCGCCAUCUCCAUGGGCAUCGGAGGCUAUCUCGCUUCAGAAGCAGAGCGAGAUCAGUUCCGCUACAUGCAAAGAAAGAUUAGAGCUCGUGUCGCUCGUUCGACUCCACAACAAAUGGAAACCAAAGUUGACGCAAUCUUGGCACCCAUGGGAAUUCGAUCUGAUAUUUCUAGCGCCGUUGCCUAUGAUCUACUCCAAGCAGGCUCAGAGGAUGCAGGCAUGACAGCUUUCCUUUUGAAGUUUGGAGAGGGACAAGAAGAAGUUCCUACAAUCCGUCUGUACAUAUCCGCUUGUACCAUAGGUAUCGCUUAUUUCUUAGGUGGUCUCAUCCCAAUGGCCCCAUACUUUUUUGUUGAAAAGGCUCGAGACGCGUUAGGAUGGAGUGUCGGGGUGAUGACAAUUACUCUCAUCAUCUUUGGGAUUCUCAAGGUAAUGCUC
Melampsora larici-populina 98AG31 is the source of this 549-nucleotide messenger RNA. RefSeq lists its product as uncharacterized. Gene Ontology annotation, biological process: intracellular manganese ion homeostasis. The transcript has 4 exons. Gene Ontology annotation, molecular function: iron ion transmembrane transporter activity; manganese ion transmembrane transporter activity. Gene Ontology annotation, cellular component: fungal-type vacuole membrane. The annotation marks the transcript as partial. NCBI's taxonomy places the organism in Eukaryota, Fungi, Basidiomycota, Pucciniomycetes, Pucciniales, Melampsoraceae. The record is from RefSeq and is a predicted model, not a curated record.